UAUAUGUAUAUAUAUAUAUAAUAACACCACAGUCCUGGAGGAGCAGCAGGAGAGGCACGGGGACAGAUCUAUAAAAAUGGAUCGUCAUGAUAAAGAGAUUAUCCGCGGGGAGAUUUUGCCCGUGGUCAUCAUCGGUAACGGCCCUUCUGGUAUCUGUCUGUCAUACCUGUUGUCGGGUUACACCCCGUACCUGUCCCCUGAGGCGUCGCACCCGAACCCACUGCUGCACAGCAAGCUGAGAGAGCAGCCUCACCUGUCGCUGCUGGAGCAGGAUCUGGAGUACCUGUGCGAGGGUCUGGAGGGCCGGUCGUCCAAUCCCGUGGCCGUGCUCUUCGAUUCGCUGCUGCUCCCCGACAGCGACUUCGGAAUCGAGCACACGUCUCCGUUGGACUGGCGCUACGAGCCGGAGCGAGCCAUCCCUCACCUGGUGCUGGGGAAGGGUCAGCCCGGUGGAGCCUGGCAUGCUAUGGAGUGCUCCAUGCUAACGCUGAGUCUGGCCAACUGGAUGGAGCUGCCUGGACUCAAACUGAAGGACUGGAUGAGAGAGAAACGCAGGAACGUUCGUAAUGACCGCGCCACGCCAGCAGAGAUAGCCUCCUACUACCAGCACUACGUUUCCCAGAUGUCCCUGGAGCAGAACUUUGCCUGCGGAACCACCGUCACCUCGGUAACCAGACAGCCUGGCGACCAGGACGGGUCGCCGCCCUGCUGGAGGGUGACGGGACUGCAGCGCAGAGAGGGGGAGGAGCUGGGAGAUGGCUCUGCUGUGUCAGAGGAGGUGCCGUUCUCCAUGUUGGCCCACAACGUGGUUCUGGCGACGGGGACCCACGACAUCCCCGCCCGCCUCGGCGUGGAGGGCGAGUCGCUGCCGUACGUCUGCCACUCCUUCUGGGAGCUGGAGGCGGCCAUCUCCCGCGGCGAGCUCGACCAAUCGUCUGACCCCGUGCUGGUGGUGGGGGCGGGGCUUACGGCGGCCGACGCGGUGCUGGCCGCCCACCACUUAAACACGCCGGUGUACCACGCCUUCAGACGCUCGGUCAACGACCCCGGCAUCAUCUUCAACCAGCUGCCCAAACUGCUCUACCCAGAGUACCACAAGGUUCACCAGAUGAUGACUCAGCAGCAGUACCAGCCGGACCCUCCGUCACAGGACCACGCCCAGAACCUCCACGACCCCUCUACUCCUUCCUCCCUCCCUCACCCCUCCUCUUCCUCCUCCUCCUCCUCCUCCACCUCUUCGCCCCCCUCCUCCUACCCGGGUUACCUGAGCUUCCCGCGCUACAGGGUCGCGGCGUUCCGGCCCGACCGGAAGUGCGUCCUGGAGUCGGACUCCGGCCAGCGGACCGUGGUCCAGAUCUCCAAGGCGCUGGUUCUGAUCGGCGCCCACCCGAACCUCUCCUUCCUGGCUGACAACGGCCGCCCGCUCGGCGUCUACCCGGAGGAGCCAAUCACGUGCCGGAGGAACCCGGUGGAGGUGGACCAGUUCACGAACAAGGUGCUGGCGGCGGACGGGCCGGGCUUGUACGCCAUGGGGCCGCUGGUCGGCGAGAACUUCGUCAGGUUCCUGAAAGGCGGGGCGCUGGCCAUCGCUAGCGACCUCGCCAAGAAGCAGAGGAGGGGAGACGGGGGGGAUUUGGCAGCGGACGGCGGACGGACUCGUGACGGACUCGUGGACAGACGGGUGGACGGACGGGCGACCGCACACACUGGAGCAGAAGUCUGCGUUCUUGGUUCGUAGCAGGAAGCGACGCAAACGACUCUGAUUGAUCGAGACGAAAACAGGAAACACAGAAUUUUUUCAGAAACGAGUCUCGCUGCUACAUUGGGCAGAUGGGCUCCACAUCUGGACUCGCACUGGUUUGGAUGUGUCGGAUAUCUUGAUGUGUCAGAUAUCCGAGACAAUUGUGAGAAACCGAUGGUGCGUUUGGGUUCUCCCCGUAGAAGUCUAAAGCAUGAAAAGUACUUAUUCAACACCUGGAAGAUGCUCUGGAAUGACAAAAGAUCUCAUCAAUACUGGAUUUAAGAGGCUUCUACCAAUAACUGCAUUUAAAUAAUCAAAACUCUGAUAUCAAUAUAUUGUAUAAUCUUCUUUGCAUAACAUUUUUUAUCAUGAUACCUUAAAUGUGGUUAUGAAAGAAUCAUAUGUGCUUUUUUUACAGAGACUAAACUGCUCUGUCAGUGCCAUCUGGUGGUCAAACGCCGUACUGCAGGACUCUCUUUCAUAAUAGCCUCAAACAUCUGCUACAAAUCAUCUGAUUGUUCUGGCUUUCAACAAACAUGAAGUUCAAGCCUCAUUUAUAUCCAUGUUGUGUUCAAACAGACUGCUCCUACAAACCAAACAUACGAGUUUAUAACCUGUAAAUAUGUAAAAAAGUUUAAACUUCACAAACGGAGGAGGAGGAGGAGGAGGAGAUGUGAAUAGAAAUUAAGAGAAUAUUUAAAGAAGAAAUCCUAACAGUGCUUCCGGUCGGUUUCCUUCAGAUGGCCUCAAUCACCACGGUAACUUCCUGGUUAACCAAUCAGCAUCACUCAUGACCAAACCAGCCUCUUUGUUUUGUUUUUUAAAUUAAUAAUUAACAUGUUCCUGAGAACAUCUGAUAUUGUGACACUACUGUGACAGUUUCCUGCAUGUGUUUCUGUCAUAUCAUUCUCCAUGUAUGUGUUUUGUAUAUUAUGGGUUUUUAUUAAUAUAUAUAUAUGUAUAUGGUGCUUUAUUUUUCUAUGUCACGUAUGAGUUUCAGGCCACUGUACCUACCGGAUAUCUUUGUGAAUCUAUGACGAUUAUGAAAAGCUUUUAUACUUCGAAAAAACUAAAGAGAAACAUCUAUAUUUUUUUCUAUGAUUCCUCUCAUUGAAACUGUUGUAAAGUCAUUAAUAUAACGUUGAAUGAAUGAAAGAUCACAGCGCCGGUUUUUAAACAAUGUACCACUUGAAUCUUCCAUAUGUGUAACUUUUUAUAAUAACAACGGGGGGAUUUCUCUUCUGUGCUUUGGUUUCAGUCAAAUCAUGUUGAUUUCAACGAUAAAAAACAUUUUUUCUGAUAAGAUGAUGCGUUCAGGAACCACAGUUUGAUGGUAAUUAAUGGGUUUUAUUUCUGUUCGGUUAUUAGUCACAAUGCAAAUAAGGUUUAAUGUUAUUCUUCACAGGAUGAGCCAAUAUCCACUUCUCUCGUGUGCUUUAUCUUUGAUCCUCAGUGUGAAAUAUUUUUAAUAUAAUUCCUUAUUAAAGUUUAGCGCAGCUGUUUAUGAAUUUUGACAGUCAAACUACAACUAAACUCUUCCCAUUGCAGAUUGUUCUACCCCCCAAAUAUUAAAUUAUUUAUAUCUGCUUGUUAAGAUUCAUGAGAAGUAAACUGCAGCUUGAACCUGAGCAAAUGCAACCAAUGAAUUUUUCAAAAUAAGACUUUUUUUCCCUUUUCUUUUAGUUAAUGAAAACUAACCUUAAAAAAUAAACACAAAAGUUUAUGAAAUAGAGCAUUAUUUGGGGACUAUAUUUAAUGGCGGAUUAAUACACAUUUAGUGAGUGCUUGAGGCAGAAGGACGGUGGGUAUGUGGGAUUAAAAGAGUAAAGAAUAUACUAUAGUGUGGGUUAAUGGGGGUGAAGGAACAACAGUGAGGCUCAUGGAAGUGUUUUAAUGAGGAAGAUGAGAUAUCGAGCUUUAAUACGCAAUACUUGGAAGCAGAUCAAUUCUUUAUUUAGGGUCUUUUCAUGGGGUUUAUUGUCAAAAAGAAAAAUAUAGAAUAUCACCAUAUUAAUCCUUUAAUGUGUCGGGUUUUUGUGCACAUUUGUGUUGCUAUCAGCCACUUUAAAGCUGUCCCCUUUAAAAAUAUUUUUAUGUUAUAUAUUAUGUAUUCUCUUGACGUCACGGCAGCAAUAAAUAAAUGAAAUGCUCUGACGUAAAAGAAGAAGAUAUCUGGCUGUUGCAGGACUGUAAUAAAGCGCUUCCACACGCUGCUAGCUUUAACAGCUGUGAGAGUUAACAGCAGCCAUGUUUGUAGUUUACGUUCGUUAUGAUGAUUUUGGGGGAGUGUCUUUGGGACGAGCUGUCAGUGGCGACUUUCUCACUAGAAUUAGAAUUCUUUUGGAGCUAGUGUUGUUAGCUACGUUUAUGGUAAAGACUUGGAAACACGGGGAUGGGUUUAUUUGGUUGAAUAACUUUAUUUAAAUCUAGCGUACUCUUGUUGAUAAUCAAUAUUACCAACCCUAGCUUUAUGACAUUUGCUUAUAAUAUACUAACAUUUAAAACGUGUUAUUGUAAACUGUACUGCAACUAACUAACUUUGCUGAUCAUUCUCUCAAUGAAUCAAUGAAUUGUUCAAUAACAAAUAGAGUAAAAUAAUUCCAAUUACAAGUCCCCAGAGCACAAGCUGACAUCUUCAGAUUGUUUUCUCCGACCAACAUACCAAAACUAAUAAUAAACUUCAAAAUAAUCAGACAAUAAUACCUAAACAACCACUCAAUUAACAAAAUAAGAGCUUUUAAAUCUAUUGUCAAUCAAUCCAUUCAUUAAUUGGCUAAUUGUUUCAGCUCAACCAUAGGCAUGGUUUGUGUUUUUAUCAAUAUCCUUCACACUUAUUAUGUAAUAUGUGUAUUUAUUUAGGGGUUAAUACAUUUAUUGUGUCUGAGUUUAGAUUCAACACUUUAUGCCAACAGAAAACAGAUCCACACGAGUGCCUUAACACACUUUAUUCACAGAAGUAUUUAUGUUUUCACUGCAGGUAAAAAUCAUGUCCAUGUUUUUUUUUUAACACUUGUUAUUUGUGUUGUUUUAUGAACGGGGUGAUUUAUAUAUAUUGUUAAUAAGUUUCCAUCUGUAUCGACAUCAAAUCUAUGUUUUCCAUUUUCAUUUGUCUGGGAGUUUCUAUUAAAAGGACG
Messenger RNA from Anoplopoma fimbria (sablefish), 4875 nucleotides. It is a transcript of the gene osgn1, whose product is annotated as oxidative stress induced growth inhibitor 1. The record is from RefSeq and is a predicted model, not a curated record. NCBI's taxonomy places the organism in Eukaryota, Metazoa, Chordata, Actinopteri, Perciformes, Anoplopomatidae.